This is a messenger RNA of Polyodon spathula (Mississippi paddlefish), 2912 nucleotides long. RefSeq names its product syntaxin-2-like. Gene Ontology annotation, cellular component: endomembrane system; presynaptic active zone membrane; SNARE complex. Gene Ontology annotation, biological process: exocytosis; intracellular protein transport; synaptic vesicle fusion to presynaptic active zone membrane. The transcript has 10 exons. Lineage: Eukaryota; Metazoa; Chordata; Actinopteri; Acipenseriformes; Polyodontidae. The record is from RefSeq and is a predicted model, not a curated record. Gene Ontology annotation, molecular function: SNAP receptor activity; SNARE binding. Bases 227 to 1084 code for a protein of 285 amino acids.
UCUGCCUUGGUUGCUGUAGUUUGUGAGAAAGAAAAGGAGAGAGUCGGUAGUUUGAAGUUCGCUUUUAGCAUUAAAGCCUCUAUUACGUUUAAUAAUACCGACAUUUGUGCUUUGGGAUAUUAGUACCUUUUAUUGUGACGAUUGUUGGCUCCCGAGUCGGUGUUGUGUUAUAAAAAGAAGAUUGCAUGUUUUAUGUUAUUUGAUCGAGUUUUCUCAGUGUGGGGUAAUGAGGGACCGGUUGGCUGAUCUGACAGGCUUUAGCAAGAGUGAAGAUGAAGAAGCCACUGUCACUAUUGAGAAAGACCAGUCCAUGGAUGGAUUCUUCCAAAAUGUUGAAGAAGUUCGAGACCUUAUUGAUAAAAUUGCAACUCAUGUAGAGGAAGUAAAAAAGAAACACAGUGUCAUCCUGUCUGCCCCGAAUCCUGAGGAAAAAACACAGGAAGAACUUGAGCAGCUUAAUAAUGAAAUCAAGAAAAAAGCCAACAAAAUUCAAGCAAAGUUAAAGUCAAUGGAACAAAACUUUUCCCAGGAACAAAACCAACAUUCAGUGCGCCACCGUAUUCAAGACACGCAGCACUCGGUGCUAUCUCUGAAGUUUGGGGAAGUCAUGACGAAAUACAAUGAAACUCAAAUAUCAUUUCGGGAAAGAAGUAAAGGAAGAAUACAAAGGCAGCUGGAGAUAACUGGUAAAGUGACCACAGACGAUGAACUGGAAGAUAUGCUAGAAAGUGGCAACCCUUCUAUUUUUACUUGUGAUAUCAUCUCAGACUCCCAUAUCACUCGGCAGGCGUUGAAUGAGAUUGAAUCCCGACACAAAGACAUCAUCAAACUGGAAUCGAGCAUUAAGGAGCUGCAUGAGAUGUUUGUGGACAUGGCCAUGCUCGUGGAAUCUCAGGGGGAAACGAUAAAUAACAUAGAGAAACACGUAACAAAUUCAGUUGACUAUAUAGAACAUGCCAAAGAAGAAACAAAGAAAGCCUUGAAAUACCAGAGUAAAGCCAGAAGGAAAAUGUUUCUGCUAUCUAUUUGUGUGGUUGUUAGUCUCAUCAUUUUGGCUAUUAUCAUCGCGGUGUCUCUGUCAUAGUACCUGUCUACUGCAGACACAGGAGCCUGCAUCAUCUCAAACUGGAGGAGGAAACCUGAGCACCUCUCAACAUUUCAAACUGUUGUAAUUAGCAUCUGCGUUUCUAAAUAACACUAAUUCUAAUCUCUGGUGGGGAAUUGAGCUUUCAGACAGCUUUAAUCAAGACAUGGUUUAUAAGAUGCACAUUAUUUUCUGUUACACAGUUACAAGUUUCAAUGCCAUCUGGACUUGUGUCCACAUUUAAUAAUCAAGCCCAUGUUCUGAGAUGCAGUGCAACUGUUUAUCUCCAUAUUCCCCACCACAGAUAUUUAGCAACUAUACUAUUAAGGUAGACCAAGAUUAGUGCUAAUUGGCACCUGUGAAACUACUGUAAGAGUCUUAACAAAUGCACACACCAGUGUUAGAAUUGGCAGGGGAGGAGUGUGUUGACAGACCUCUGAUGGACCAGUUCAGGUGUAUAUUUUCUGUCUUUUUAUAAUGAAGAUAUGUAUCUAAAGAAGAGACCAAAUACUUCCCAAGACCUCAUUAUGUUCAGUAGCAUUACAUUUGUGCUGCUCUGUGUAUUUGAUUGUAUGAUAGUUUGUGUGAUAGUCAGAUAUUCUUUUUUUGUAUGUUUUAUUCAAAUUACACUGGAUUUGUGUUCCUGCCAUGUGCUUUUACAUGAAAGAAAGCUAUCAGAAAGCAAACCCACACAUGCCUUCAUGUUUUGUAUAAAGGUUAAGUCUGUCAUAAAAGUUGAACAGCUUCACUUUCUAUUAUAAUGGAAUUUUCGAUACAGAUACCAAAUACAUUUGUUAUGGUAGUAUGUAAACAAACCUGAACUUUUGUAAUGGUUUUUACAAUUAUUUCUAAGUAUGCUAUUCAAAUAAUUUAAAAUGUAAAUAGUAUGUGCUUUGCAGUCACCACAAAAGCAGCAAGUAAGAGACUGUCUUGUUGUAUGCAGUCUUAAAGUUCUACACCUGAAACUUUAUAAGAUUCCAACUGGAGGGCCUUUGUAUAGUUGGUUAUGUGACCCUACAUUAGAUGAAGUUACCGUUCUGUACUUGUCUUGGUGAAUCUGGCUGAUAAUUCUAUCGUGAUACAUAGUGUACAUACACCAAGUGUUGAGGCAGCAUGCUUGUUGGAGGGUACUGUAGUGUACUGCAUGCACUGUUGAAUUUGCCACAAUAGCACAAAUAUAGACAUGCUUCAGUCUUCUUACCUACAACUUGGGAGGUAUGAUGAGAUGAUAAGGUACAUUUACAAUGUAUUUUUGAUACCAGAAAUAGAACAAGAACAGUAUUGUAUUGUAUUACAGUAUAGUAAUAUUGGGGUAGCUAGCUUUUGUCUUCACAGUUUUAUUGUUUGUUUUUUUUUCUUUUUGAUUUUACAGUUUUCCAUAGAUUUCCAUUUAUUGGAAAGUUAGGCAUCCGUUUCAGGUAACCCGUUCAAAUUAAAACACGUUUAUUAAAUUGAAUGCCAUUAUUUCUUCAAUUAUCAAGUCCCUUUUUUAAGCUAUAAAGUUAAUUUUCUUUUUCUAUAAUAACUUAGGAGGCAUGAUCAUAAAUACCAGAUUGACACUGUUUUGAAACCUUGUUUAUUUCCUAAAAGAAGUACAAUAAUGUACAAUUUCAUGAGAGAACUGUAUAUACUGGUUUUGAAUGUUAAAAAACAGAAAAUAUAUUCAUUUAAACCAAAAAGCUUUUUGUUUGUUACUAGCUCAGUACCACAUCUUAGUACUGUUUGUGGCUUGUAUGGAUAUUUUACGGUAUAUCUUAACACUGUAACAGCUUAAUUAAUUCUUGACAGUGGAUAAACAAAAAAAUAAAUAAAUGUUACCCAAACCAAA